Molecule: messenger RNA, 516 nt
Organism: Aspergillus oryzae RIB40
Lineage: Eukaryota; Fungi; Ascomycota; Eurotiomycetes; Eurotiales; Aspergillaceae
Product: putative bis(5'-nucleosyl)-tetraphosphatase
Exons: 1
Coding region: 1-516 (171 amino acids)
Biological process (GO): nucleotide metabolic process
Molecular function (GO): ATP:ADP adenylyltransferase activity; ATP binding
Source: RefSeq, a predicted model, not a curated record
AUGUCUCAAAGUGACUCGGGGAACUGGCAGCCCUUGAUCGAUGUAGUUUCAGGGCAACCAACAUCCCCCGGUUCUAAAUACUUGCGAUGUGCCCAGGUACCGUUUGCGCAUUUUGCCCUUCCGUUGCCCCCGGACCCCUCUGCCGACACCCUACAUCACAUUUAUUUGUCCCUGUACAGAGCAGCAUUAGCAGCUGCACAGGGAAGCACGGGAAGUUCCGCCCCGACGACCAGUGGUCCAGCUGCAAUCAGUUACAAUCUAGCAAUGACUGAUUCGGUGAUGAUGAUCUGUCCCAGGAGAAGUGAAAGUGCUCAAAUCCCAGUCGACAGUGCAACAUCAGCGGAGAUCUCCGGGGCUGGUAUCGUUGCCUUGAAUGGCACAAUUCUUGCUGGUACGCUCAUGGUAAAAGCUGAGGCCGAAUGGGACGAACUACGUCGUAACCCGGAUUCCCUUAAAGAGGUCUUGACGACAAUUGGAUAUCCUCACCCAGAUCUGCGCAAGAUCUCCUUACUAUGA